AUGUCACUCACAGGCUGCCUGUAUACCAAAACAGCAGCAAUACAGAGUAUGAGCCUGGUGAUCAAGAUCACAAUGAUAAUUUCAGUGGCAAUGAGUUGGAAGAUUGCUAAUAGCUCACCAAUGCAGUUUAGAAGUUACCAUCAGCCUGUCCCUGUCACAAAAACUUUGUUGUUUGUAAAUGUACUUUACUUUUCUGAAUGGCAGAAGAAUCAAUGGCCCACCAUUGCGCUAUUGAUCAGCACAUACAAUACCAUCAGCCAUGCAAAACCCUCCAGCAAGAUUGAGCAGACAAAAAGCCAAUCCUGUGCAGUCCCAUCUCAACAGCUCUACACCCCACCUCAGCAGUUCUAUCCCCUGCCUCAACUACUGUACCACCCCCAGCCUCAAUAUCACAACAAUCAAAUGGCACAGACGCAGGCAGGUGCUUAUGCAGGCGCCUAUGCGCUCCUACAAGCUGACAGCACACCAUCCCACUCAGUUCAUGGCCACUUGCACCACCCACCUCAGAUCCCCAUACAUCAACCAGGUGAUCCCUACCCAUGCUACCCCCAGUCUUCACAUCACAAUGUACCAGCAUUGAAUGAUCAGAUGGUGCAGGUGCAGGCAGAUGCUUAUGCAGGCGCCUAUGCUCUCCUCCAAGGUGAAGGUGCACCGCCCUCUUCACAGCCAAACAUGGACAGCAGGCAUACAUCCCAGUGGGGUGCUGCCCAUCUUGUUGCCCUUGCACCACACCACCUGGGGGAAACUGUUCAUGGGGAGAGAACACAAGGUGUAAUUCAGCCAAUGGCACACAGGUAUAGGGAACUUGCAAAAGAAGAUCUUUAUGGCCUUGUAUUUAAAGUCACAACUGAUACAGAUGCUGCCCCAGACACUACUAUGCAUGAUGCUAUGAUCAACAUGGCACUGCAGACUGCCAAAACAGAGCUUUUUGGUCAAUCUAUGGUCAAGGAACUGAAAGGAAUACACGACUACAUGGUCUCAUCAUUGGCUGAUAUGUACCAUGGGUUUAAAGCCCAUGCAAUGAACAUUGUCCAUCUCAGCUACAACCUCUGUCAGCCCUUAUUUUUGCCAGUUGACAAUGUCUCACAUAAGGAGUCUAUCAUUCCCAAACUGCUGAAAGACUUACAGUUUCUACAUUUAUUUGAGAAGACUGCCAACAAUCAAGAGAUUAAAUGUCUGUUGGAGAAUCCGGUCCUCAUCCACAUGAUCAUCAACACAUUAGCAGGAGGACUGUUGAAGGUGUUGGAUGGACAGUUAGACAGGCUCUUCAGAGUCUGUGGGGCCACUCUCUACUGUGUGCUGAAGGCACACAUCACAGGCAAACUCAAGGAUGUUUUGGUGAACUUGCAGACCUUUGAUGAUAUUUACAAGGAGAUCAUGGACUAUAUUAACCAGAUGAUUCAUACAUCAGAUGAUUUGAGCGCUUGGUUUGAUGCAGUACAGCAACAGAUGAUCUACUGA
Molecule: messenger RNA, 1461 nt
Organism: Suillus subaureus
Lineage: Eukaryota; Fungi; Basidiomycota; Agaricomycetes; Boletales; Suillaceae
Exons: 9
Coding region: 1-1461 (486 amino acids)
Source: RefSeq, a predicted model, not a curated record